AUCUUGGGUGUUUUCAAUAAGAUUGAUCCCAGCAAGAUCUCUCCUCAGGCUAACUUCAACUCCGCUCUCAAGUUGGAUUCUUUGGGCAAUGUCGAGGUUGUCAUGGCUAUCGAGGUUCCCGAUAAGGAUGCUGAUGAGAUUAAGUCUGCUGCUCAGGCUGUUGAUUACAUCUCCAAAUGCGAGGAUGCUCACUAA
This is a messenger RNA of Lobosporangium transversale, 195 nucleotides long. RefSeq lists its product as hypothetical. The annotation marks the transcript as partial. The transcript has 2 exons. Gene Ontology annotation, cellular component: mitochondrion. Lineage: Eukaryota; Fungi; Mortierellomycota; Mortierellomycetes; Mortierellales; Mortierellaceae. Gene Ontology annotation, molecular function: acyl binding; acyl carrier activity. The record is from RefSeq and is a predicted model, not a curated record. Gene Ontology annotation, biological process: fatty acid biosynthetic process.